GAACAGAGCAAACAGAAGACAGCAUUUAGUACAACUUUUUUUGUAUAUUUCCUUUUCUCAGUUGGCCUUCACGUGAUCAUACUAACUAUUUCAUAUACAGACAACAAAAAGCUCCCAUCCCCACCAAAUGUACUACCUCUACUACUCUACUACUAUUACUUCUCUUACCAACUAUCGUCUUCUUCCUUGAAAAUAUUCCAAAGCCACCCAUUUGUACCAGACCCAUUUCAGAUUUUGGUCAGUUGAAACUGAAGUUGAGACCUUUUAGUACAAAAUAGCUCAGACAGAAAACUGUAGAAAAGAAAAUGUGUUAUGUAGGGAAAGCAACAAAGAUAUUUAUUUUCAUUGUGACAGUUCUUGUUGUUCUUGGUCUUACUUUGGGAUUUGGGCUUUUACGCCAUGGUCUCAAAAAAGCUCAUCACUGUUCUGGCGAUUCUUGCCAUUCUUCGCCGCCCUUUACUUUCCCUAAUCCAAAUCCUUCUCUUAACCCAUCGCCGUCUAGUCCUAACGCUGUGCCAGCUGGAAAUCCGCCUAGUCCGCCGGAUUCUGGAACUAACCAACCAAGUCCGCCGGAUUCUGGACCUAACCAACCAAGCAAUCCAAGCCCACCGCAAUUUAGUUCUCCUCCUCCGCCUGAUUCUAAUCUCAUUAUUCCUCCGCCGCCCCCAGCGCCAGAACCGAUAUUAUUGUUGUCUCCGCCUCCGCCAGUCGCGCCGGCUAUAACUGGAGCUCCGCCGCCAUCGUAUAAUCCGCCGAGUAGCACGGAGUUGGUGACUCCAGGUCCUGUGCAUGCUUAGCCACUUGGUCAAAGGUUUUAUCUUUUUUUUAUAUAUAUAUUUUGUAUUUUCAAUUGUCAGUUUCCUUUUUUAGGAUAAAAUUUUGAUGGGGUUGUACAGAGGUGGUAUUUUGAUUGUUUCUUAUUUUCAAUUUUUGGUUUUGAAUUGUAAUGGUGGAUUGUGGUCACUAUUCUUGAAAAUUUGUUGAAUUUAAAUUCUUUAUGAUCUUUAUUGAUCUGAUUAUCAAACAAAUGUGUAUGCAUAUUUUUCCCA
Molecule: messenger RNA, 1049 nt
Organism: Jatropha curcas
Lineage: Eukaryota; Viridiplantae; Streptophyta; Magnoliopsida; Malpighiales; Euphorbiaceae
Source: RefSeq, a predicted model, not a curated record